This is a messenger RNA of Anisakis simplex (herring worm), 216 nucleotides long. Lineage: Eukaryota; Metazoa; Nematoda; Chromadorea; Rhabditida; Anisakidae. The record is from the annotation of a GenBank genome assembly.
AUGGCUGCGUUGGGAGAAUGCAGUAAUCUGGGAUGGAAUUGUCGUAAGUUGUUUUUUGACCGAUUUGCUGAUUUGUUCGGUCCUGCAAUCUACUCUGAAGCCUUGAGUGGGACAAGUUUUCAUGAGCUCGACAAAGUUGAGAAUUUGUUCAUCACACCAUUUUCUGUUCAUCCAGCUGAUUCAUCGCCGGAGGGUACCCGUCUGUGGAGUAACUGA